Ostrinia nubilalis (European corn borer) is the source of this 13876-nucleotide messenger RNA. RefSeq names its product protocadherin-like wing polarity protein stan (gene stan). The transcript is spliced from 61 exons. The record is from RefSeq and is a predicted model, not a curated record. The annotation marks the transcript as partial. Lineage: Eukaryota; Metazoa; Arthropoda; Insecta; Lepidoptera; Crambidae. Gene Ontology annotation, biological process: G protein-coupled receptor signaling pathway; homophilic cell-cell adhesion; cell surface receptor signaling pathway. Gene Ontology annotation, cellular component: plasma membrane. Gene Ontology annotation, molecular function: G protein-coupled receptor activity; calcium ion binding.
CUGGCGCUGCUCCUGCUGGCCGCGGCCGCGCAUGGCUACCUGGUCCUGGUGCCGGACUCCGCGCCGCCCGGCCACACCGUCCUCGACGCCGCCGUCUACAAGCUCGGCUCCGAGCGCACCUACACCAUCGACGUCCACCGCACCGCCAACUUCGUCCACCACAUCAUCAGGGUCAACAGAACCACCGGCCUCGUCUCUCUUCGCAAACGACUCAGAUGCGAUGGCGUCCUUUAUCCCAACAUCUUCACCUUCUACGUCGACUCCACAUCCGAACGCAUCCGAGACAUCGACUACUACAGUCUGCCUAUAAGAGUCCUAGUCACCGGUGAAGACUGCAGCAGACGACAUGCCGAUCUCUACGACAUCGACUUUGACAGAGUCUACGACCAGGAGGACUCAGCUUUACAGUACGAAGACGACCAUGUCAGGGAUAAAAGGGCAGUAUUCGCCGAACCGAUGGAUUGGAGGCUGUUUGAGGAGGAGGAGCUUGAAACUAGUCAUUAUAGUGUACUCUCCACGGCCUAUCCGUGGUCCGCUGCCAUGUUCGAAGAUUUCGCAGCAAGAAAUAGGAGUAGAAGACAGAAACGAUCUCAUUCUUUAGUACCUUUCGACAUGGCCGUAGAUGUGAAAAUAGCCGAAGCUAAACAAUGGAUAUCUGAGACAUAUGCCAGCUUCUCGAUACCGACCACGGAUAGGUGGCAAGGAAUCUGUUUGAGAAAAUCUCAAUUUGUGAAUUCUUUGACGGCUUUCCUACCGCGGACAGUGCAGAAGAUGUGUAAAGUGCAAUUUCUAGCAGUGAGCGAUCCUCGGUUUAUGAUCGAGACUAGUCAAGGCGAUUUAGUGGCCAGUGGUGAUGUGUGUAUCCAGGAGCCAAUGUGGAAAGUGUCAGUUCUGUUCACGUUCAACUGUGACCGGACUAAUAUAGUGGACUCUGAUCAUCGGCUGAAGAUAGUGUACCAUCAUCAGGAGUUGAAUGACACUGAUAUUGCGAAGCGGGUGAAGAGGGAGCUGCGGAAUCAGUCGCCUUACUUUGAACAAGCUUUGUACGUGGCUUCGGUUGCUGAGGAGCAGCCUCCCGGAGUCGUGGUCACUACAGUUCGAGCUCGCGAUCCCGAGAACAGUCCAGUGACGUAUUCCAUGUCGAGCCUACUGGACUCCCGCUCAGCUGGAAUGUUUGCUGUGGACACUCGCACCGGCGUCGUCACCACCCAAGCCCGACUGGACAGAGAGAGGCUGGACGUGCAUUACUUCAGAGUCGUGGCGCAGGAUGACACCUUCCCGCCUAGGAGCGGGACCACCACCCUGCAGAUCAAUGUCCUGGACUGCAACGACCAUGCGCCCGUAUUCGAGAUGCAGCAGUACGAGGCAUCAGUGCGAGAAGGCGCCAGUCCUGGCACCACCGUGCUCACCCUCAAGGCUACCGACCAGGAUAUCGGCAAGAACGCUGAAGUGGAAUACUCAAUCGAAUCGGUGAUAGCAGAGAACCUCAAUCCAGACGACGCCAACGAAUCAAUAGACGUCAGCUCCGAGCAGUACGACAUCCAGGAUGUGUUCAGGGUGGAUGGAAGAAGCGGCGCCUUACUAACCAGGGCCUCCCUGGAUAGAGAGAAAGUGGCCAGAUACACUGUCAUCGUCAAGGCUACCGAUCAAGCCAGCCCUGUGUCCGAUCGACUUUCUAGCACAGCGACAAUCCACGUGAAUAUCUUGGACGACAACGACAACUACCCUCAGUUCAGCGAGAAGACGUACACAGUCACGGUAGAUGAGGACAUCAGCGUAGCUGACAACCCGGUCGUUGCGAGAAUCAAAGCAACAGACGCGGACGUCGGUGCGAACGCAGCGAUCCGCUACGCUAUCAUCGGGGGCAAUACGCAGAUGCAAUUCUCCAUCGACAGUUUGAGCGGGGACGUGUCUCUGGUCAAACCGCUGGAUUAUGAGCAGCUGAGGAGCUACAGGCUGGUGAUUAGGGCGCAAGACGGAGGCAGCCCAUCCCGCUCCAACACGACCCAGCUGUUGGUGAACGUCCGCGACGUGAACGACAACUCGCCCAGGUUCUACACGUCGCUGUUCCAAGAGUCGGUCAGCGAGAAUGUGCCUGUAGGAUAUAGUAUUGUCAGGGUGCAAGCCUACGAUGCGGAUGAAGGCGUCAACGCCGAGCUGACGUAUACCCUUUCGGACAAGGAGUAUAGUGGAAGCGAACUGCCCAUCACCAUCGAUCCGCGAUCCGGCUGGGUCUACACCUCGGGACAGCUGGACCGCGAGACGCAGUCCAAAUACCAGCUGCAGGUGACAGCGACCGACGGCGGGACCCCGCCCCGUUCUGCCACCGCAUCAGUAGUGGUGGUAAUCCAGGAUGUCAAUGACAACGACCCGGUGUUCGCGCCCGCGCAGUACGAUGUGGAGAUCGCUGAAGACGAGCCUCCCGGGACGCCGCUUGUCACCGUCACGGCCACCGAUGCUGAUGAGGACAAUAGAUUGCACUACGAAAUCACCGGUGGCAACACCCGUGGUCGAUUCUCCAUCACAUCCCAAAACGGGCGGGGUCUCAUCACAGUCGCGCAGCCUCUCGACUUCAAGCAAGAAAGGCGAUAUGUACUUACUGUCACUGCUACCGACAGUGGUGGCCGUUCUGACACAGCUAUGGUCCACAUCAACAUCACUGAUGCCAACAACUACGCGCCGGUGUUCGAAAAUGCACCUUAUACUGCUGCGGUCUUCGAAGACGCCCCAAUAGGCACGACAGUGCUUGUGGUGUCAGCAACCGACAGCGAUGUGGGUGUUAACGCCCAGAUCACAUACAGCCUGAGCUCCGAGAUAUCCAACGAGGCGGUGGCGCACCACGACCAGGAGUUCGUGAUCAACCCGCAAACUGGCGCCAUUACUACGAAUAAGCUGCUGGACAGAGAAACUAUGAGUGGGUACCUCCUAACAGUGACGGCCAGGGACGGCGGAGUGCCCUCUCUAUCUGACACGACAGAUGUAGAGAUAUCCGUCGUAGACGUGAAUGACAACGAACCCGUCUUCAAGCAGCAACUGUACACCGCCAACAUUAUGGAGGACGCUUUAGUCGGAACUUCUGUCACUCAAGUGAGCGCGACAGAUGCAGACGUAGGCCUCAACGGCCGCGUUCACUACGAACUCGACACCAGAGAUAGGGAGGAAGGUUCCUUCGUCAUCGACCCUGCAUCUGGCGUCAUAAGAACCAACAAGGCGCUGGAUAGGGAAUCAGUGGCUACAUACGACUUGAAGGCACUUGCUAUUGAUGGUGGAACCCCGCCGCAGAGUUCAACGGUGAUCGUGCACAUAAAAGUGGAGGACAUCAACGACUCGCCGCCAGUGUUCGAAAGCGACUGCCUGACCUUCUACGUGCCUGAGAACAGUCCUAUAGGAACCACUGUGGGGGAGAUAUACGCACACGAUCCUGACGAGGGGGUUAAUGCUGUGGUGCAUUAUUCUAUCAAAGGUGGUGAUGACUCCAACAGCUUCUCCCUCGAAGUGCGCCAAGGGUCUGACAAGGCAGAACUGAUCACAAUGGUCGACUUGGACUACGAGAGUCCCCGCAAGAAGUACGAGCUUGUCAUCCGAGCGGCCAGCCCGCCUCUGUGGAAUGACGUCAGAGUCGAGAUCCUGGUGACCGAUGUGAAUGAUAACGCGCCGAUGAUGAAGGACUUCCAGAUUAUAUUCAACAACUAUAAGGAUUGUUUCCCCGUGGGGCCGUUUGGGAGGGUCCCGGCGUAUGAUGCUGAUGUCACUGAUAAGCUCCAAUAUCGGAUAUUAUCGGGCAAUAACGCUAAUCUAGUUCUACUGAACGAGACCACGGGAUCCAUGACGUUAUCGCCGCAGCUCAAUACCAACGUUCCAAAGUUGGCUACCAUGGAAAUUUCUGUCUCAGAUGGUGUAAACGAGGUGAAAGCAAUGAUGCAACUGUCAGUUCGACUGAUAACCGAAGAGAUGCUGCUAAACUCUAUCACGGUGCGACUAAACGCUAUGACGGCGGAGCAGUUUCUAUCACCACUACUGGGUUUCUUCGUGGAUGGCUUGGCAGCUAUCGUGCCGUGCCCUAAGGAGAACAUUUAUGUGUUUAGUGUGCAGGACGACACAGACGUGACGGGCAACAUCCUAAACGUAUCUUUCUCGGCGCGCCGGCCGGACGCAGAGGUCGGCGUGGCUGGUGAUACGUCACAGUACUACUCGCCGACGCACCUGCGCGAGCGGGUGUACCUGCACCGUGCUACGUUGGCCAGGCUAGCUACGGUACAGGUGCUCCCAUUCGACGACAACGUAUGCGUGCACGAGCCGUGCCUGAACUUCGAGGCGUGCCUCACAGUACUAAAGUUCGGCAACGCAUCAGGAUUCGUGGCCAGCGACACCAUGCUGUUCCGGCCCAUCUACCCCGUCACCACCUUCACCUGCCAGUGCCCUUAUGGAUUUACGGGUUCAAGAGAGCAUUACAUGUGCGACACAGAAGUGGACCUGUGCUACUCGUCGCCGUGCAACAACAACGGCACGUGCGUGCGCCGGGAGGGCGGCUACACGUGCGUCUGCGCAGCUGGGUAUACCGGUACGAUCUGCUUACUAUACCUCGUUCGUUUCAGCCGAAUGACGUCCACUGCUGGACAAAGGCCUCCUCCAACCAACGCAACGGUCCGGCGCUGCCCAGGCGGAAUCGACUGCAUUUGAAACUCAAGUAAGUCCCAAAACGCGGCUUAUACUACUGCCAUGUGCGAGCUCAAGGCUAGGAGCUUCCCUACGUCAUCGUUCUUGACCUUCCCUGGCUUGAAGAGGCGAAAUCGACUGCAUUUGAAACUCAAGUUCGCAACGCAAGCAUCCUCUGGCCUUCUUCUAUACAACGGUCGCUACAACGAGCGGCACGACUUCGUGGCCCUAGAGUUGGUGGGAACGGGCGCAGGGCGGGCGGGCGGCGCAGGACUCCGCUUCACAUUCGCGCUGGGCGGCGGCAAGACUGAGCUGACUGUCGCUGCUGAUGUAGCUGACGGCAUGUGGCAUACUGUUGAAGUCCAGUACUUGAAUAGGACGGCGACCAUGACAGUGGACGAUUGUGACAAGGACUUAUCGCUAGCCGGUGCGGCGGACUUUGGCCAGAAGUACGCGUGUGCUAACCUCACCAGGAAGGUCCUGCCGCCUCGCUGCGAUAUCGCUACUGAGACUUGUCACAGGUUCUUAGAUCUAACGGGUCCUCUCCAAAUCGGCGGCUUGCCCAACAUCCCGAGUAGUUUCCAAGUGAAGACCAAGGAUUUCGUCGGCUGCAUUUCUGAUUUCUACAUCGACCACAAAUUCAUCGACUUGAACAGCUAUGUAGCAGACAACGGAACCCUAGCCGGCUGUCCCGAGAAGCGUUCUCAAUGCAGUUCUGCGCCGUGCUUUAAUGGUGCCGAGUGCCGGGACCUGUGGGACACUUACAUCUGCGACUGUACGGAAGGAUACACGGGGAAAGACUGCGGGGAAACUACACCCCCACCAUGGCGUUUCAGCGGCGACGGGAUGCUAUCAUUCAACCCGCUGCUGCGACCUAUCCAGCUGCCGUGGCUCAAUGCGCUGUCUCUGCGCACGCGGCAAACCGACGCCUUCCUCGCCUCCAUACAAGUGGGCCAGAACAGCUCCAUACUGAUCAGCCUCAAAUCUGGUCUUCUCCACUACUCUUACAAUGGAGAAUCAAUGUUCCUUCCAUCCAUGAACCUGGCUGACGGUGUGUGGCAUCGCGUCGAGAUUAAGUGGCUGGGAACCGACAUCUCUGUCGCUAUUGACUAUGGGCUUCGUACUGCCCUGCUUCCGAUGCUGGCCAAUAAGGUCCAGGGCCAGUAUAUUGGGAAGAUCCUGAUCGGUGGACCGGAUAGCACUGCUGGGCUAUUGGCGUCGGAGGUCGGGUACUUUGAAGGGUGUAUUCAGGAUGUUCGAGUGGGAACGAGUCAAUCUCUGCUGAACCGACCGACAGUGAGAGAGAAUGUACGGGACGGCUGCCAAUCCCGCGCUGACUGUAUGCUGUCGAUUUGCCCACCUUACAGCCAAUGCGUAUCCUCCUGGGAUACUACAGAGUGCGAGUGCGACGCGGGCCGCGUGGGGCCGGCGUGCGUGGCGGCGUGCGAGCUGGCCCCAUGUGGCCCACACUCGCACUGCGUCAGCCACAGCGGCGGCCGCGGCUACCGAUGCGACUGCGACGAGGGAUACGUCAUGACGGCGGGCCGCGUGGGGCCGGCGUGCGUGGCGGCGUGCGAGCUGGCCCCAUGUGGCCCGCACUCGCAUUGCGUCAGCCACAACGGCGGCCGCGGCUACCGAUGCGACUGCGACGAGGGAUACCCGGCGUACGUGGCGGCGUGCGAGCUGGUCCCCUACGGCCCGCACUCGCACUGCGUCAGCCACAGCGGCGGCCGCGGCUACCGAUGCGACUGCGACGAGGGAUACGUCAUGACGGGGGGGCCGGCGUGCGUGGUGGCGUGCGAGCUGGCCCCCUGCGGCCCGCACUCGCACUGCGUCAGCCACAGCGGCGGCCGCGGCUACCGAUGCGACUGCGACGAGGGAUACGUCAUGACUGAGGAAGGCUGCGUGUCGGGCGGCGCGCUGGAGUGCCCGGGCGGCUGGUGGGGCGCGGGCGCGUGCGGGCCGUGCCAGUGCGCCGCGCGCGGCCUGCACCCGCACUGCCGCCGCGACACCGGCGCGUGCCACUGCAAGGUAGCGUGCGAGUGUUGUAGAGGAGCGCUGCGGGCGGGCGGCGCGCUGGAGUGCCCGGGCGGCUGGUGGGGCGCGGGCGCGUGCGGGCCGUGCCAGUGCGCCGCGCGCGGCCUGCACCCGCACUGCCGCCGCGACACCGGCGCGUGCCACUGCAAGGUAGCGUGCGAGUGUUGUAGAGGAGCGCUGCGGGCGGGCGGCGCGCUGGAGUGCCCGGGCGGCUGGUGGGGCGCGGGCGCGUGCGGGCCGUGCCAGUGCGCCGCGCGCGGCCUGCACCCGCACUGCCGCCGCGACACCGGCGCGUGCCACUGCAAGGAAAACCAUUACAAGCCCGAAGGCUCGGAAGACUGCCUCCCCUGCCAGUGCUACGCGGCGGGCUCCCUCAACAGCUCGUGCGAGACCACCACCGGCCAGUGCUACUGCCGCGGCGGCGUCAUCGGCCGCGCCUGCGACUCCUGCGCCAAUGCUUAUGCUGAAGUGGCGCCUAACACUGGCUGCGAGGACUACAAGCCCGAAGGCUCGGAAGACUGCCAGUGCUACGCGGCGGGCUCGCUCAACAGCUCGUGCGAGACCACCAGCGGCCAGUGCUACUGCCGCGGCGGCGUCAUCGGCCGCGCCUGCGACUCCUGCGCCAAUGCCUACGCUGAGGUGGCGCCUAACACUGGAUGCGAGGAUUGGCUGGUCGUUGAUCUUAAGAUUGGCAGCGUCAUCAGCCGCGCCUGCGACUCCUGCGCCAAUGCCUACGCUGAGGUGGCGCCUAACACUGGCUACGAGGACUACAAGUCUGAAGACUCGGAAGACUGCCUCCCCUGCCAGUGCUACGCGGCGGGCUCGCUCAACAGCUCGUGCGAGACCACCAGCGGCCAGUGCUACUGCCGCGGCGGCGUCAUCGGCCGCUUACACAAAAUAGAAACCGGUGAGCUAGCAGUGAAUACUUUCGUGGGCGUUCGCCUCGCCGAAGACCUGGCCUCUGCUUGCCGUAAUACACCGCAGCUUUAUGGAGCCGAUGUAUUGGUAGCCGAGGGCAUCUUGCUAGAGCUCAUACAGUAUGAGCUGAGGCAGGCUGGACUGAACCUUACGCACAGCCAGGAUAAGGAUUAUGUUCGGAACAUAAUAAAAUCCUCCAACACGAUCCUAAGCCCGACAUACGACAAGGAGUGGCGUCGCAUCCGCCAGCUGACCGGCCAUGGCGUCGAGGAGUUGCUACAAAAGUACGACAAGUACAUAUCUGUGCUAGCAGAGAGUCAGCAUGAUACGUAUACCAGUCCCUUUGAGAUCGUCACCAGUGAUUUGGUAAUCGGCGUGGACAUCGUAACAGCGGAAUCGAUAUACGGCUUCGAGCCUACCCAGCUCAACCGUUUGAACUUGGAGUCAUACACCACAGAACGCGUCAUCCUGCCUGAUACAUCAGCUUUCAUACACUCGCCCAUACAACCUUCGUACGGCAACGGGAAGGUUAAGAAGAAGCCGUCAAGUCCGACUGUGUCGUUCCCCAAGUACAACAACUAUGUGAGGAGUAAGAACAAGUUUGAUAAGUUCACGAGAGUUCUACUGCCGUUGGAUCUGCUGGGAAUUACCAAUAGCAAUGUGCACGAUACCCUAGAAACCAACUACGAAUCCCGCGCAGUAUUCUCGUACAUGCAAUACUCUCGCAACACGUCCCAGCUGAUGCCUUUACGCAUGGAUGAAUCGGUCAGCCAACGGUGGGGGGUCAACAUCACUAUUGGCUCACCCAUAAUCCAGGUGGCGCUGUUUGUACCAGAGUAUGUCUGGAUGAAGGAGUCCCAUGAGAGUAAAGAGGAUAACUCGCUGGAGAACAAUAUGGAGGAUAUUGAGGGCAUAUCAUACGCCAACAAAGGCUACCCCCACCCUUCAAACCCCAAUAACCAUCUCAACGCCAAUCCCCAAAUGACUAACACGUGGCAUCACACUGAAGACGAAAGUUCCAACCACGACAACCACGGUCCCAUCCUCAUUCAACCAGCGUUUAAAAAACACGACAAGAAUGCUUUUGCUAACGACAACUACCAAGAAAACGACUCGUCUUUCACAGCUGAAAAAUUAGACCAAGAACCUAAAGUUCUGGCUUUGUCGUUAGUCGCAGAUGAUGGCAAAACCAAGGAUGGGAAUGGAACAAAAGAUAUGGGGAAGAAGAAGUUGGUGUAUAAAAGUUUGGGGGGUAUGAGGCUGAAGAAACCCAUAAGGCUGCAAAUGUGGCUGGACAUCGAUAGGGAGACCUUUGGGUCGAGGACGAAUCCGCAGUGUGUACACUGGUCGACUUUAAGAGGAUUCGGCGAAUGGUCCCGCGUCGGUUGUCACACGGAGAUCGACUACGACUGGUCUCCGUACUCGGACGAGCCUCUGCUGGUCAACUGUACGUGCAACCACUUGUCCACCUUCGCUGUACUGGUUGACGAAGUCGACAUUGAGUUUAUCCCAGAACCUUCUCUCCUGGAAUCCGUGACGUCAUACACAGCGUUCAGCAUAUCCCUACCGCUGCUACUGGCUACUUGGGCGGCUCUCUGCCUGAUGCGGGGCGGCGCUGCGACCGUCUCCAACUCCAUACACAAGCACAUGAUAUUCUGCGUGUUCAUGGCAGAAUUGCUGUACUUGAUCGCGCUGAAGGCAAGGAACUCGCUAGUGCAGAAUGAGGUGACAACCGUCAGCAACUCAAUACACAAGCACAUGAUAUUCUGCGUGUUCAUGGCAGAACUGCUGUACUUGAUCGCGCUUAAGGCAAGGAACUCCUUGGUGCAGAAUGAGUUCGCGUGCAAGCUCAUAGCGAUGUCUCUCCACUACUGGUGGGUGGCAGCCUUAGCUUGGUCGGCCUGCGACGCGUGGCAACUGCGCCGCCUAGUAAGGGAGCUGAGAGAUGUGAACCAUGGAGGACUAGCGGCACAUAUGGCAGCUGCUUAUGCCGCGCCGGCCGUGGCAUUGGCUUUGGCCGCGUCGCACCAUCAGCAGCAGUAUGGGAACGCAUUGUUCUGCUGGGUGAGCUGCCACGAGGGCGUGGUGUGGUGGGUGGUGGUGCCGGCAGGCGCUUACGCUCUAGCUGCCUGCUGGGUGAGCUGCCACGAGGGCGUGGUGUGGUGGGUGGUGGUGCCGGCGGGUGCAUACGCUCUAGCUGCGUUGGCGUGUCUCGCCGCCGCCACAUCGGCUGCCUUUACUGUGCGCGACCAUGUCGUGGGAUUUGGGAACUUGAGGAUGCUUCUAGCUGUGAGCGUGAUCUGCCUGCCUCUCCUGACGGCGGCAUGGGCCAGUGCUUUGGUGCUGGGCAGCGAGACGGGCGCCCGGCGAGGGAUGCUGAGUUCGAUUCUCGCGGGGGCCAUCACAUUGCACGCGGCCGCGACGGCGUUGGGUCUCAUCGCGUUUAAUGUGCGAGCGAGAGACAAUUUGCACAGAACGAUGCUGAGAUGUCUGGGAAAGAAAGUUCCUCUGGCUGAUACUUCGGUGAUAGUCAGCAGCAGUGCACAGAACCUGUCACAGGUCAACAGGUCAGCUCUAGCAUACCACAGCAGCACAGAGCCUGGCCGGCAAUUGCGAAACAUUGGCAUCUCUGCUUCGUCCACCACCUCUAGAUCUACUACUAAGACUAGUUCUAGUCCUUACAGUCGCAGUGACGGCCAAUUGCGUCACACGAGUACAUCGACAUCAAAUUACAACACCAGUGCGAGCGACAUGCCGGCCUACCUCAGAGGGUUUGACUCCUCACUACACACCAGAAAAGACGACCAAGGCCGUCGUCGGCGCAAAGCGGCCACAGACGGCGAGACCACAGCAGAAACCGGCGAGGAGGCUACUGAAGCCACCGACAGUGACAGCGAUGGAAGCGACCGCAGCCUGGACUUGGCUUCAAGCCACUCCUCUGACGACGACGAGACCAGUGGCCGCCGCGCCAGCCACCCACCUUCUGUCGCCAGGGAUCGAGGAACGAGCGGGAACGGUGGAGGCUACUUACCAAAUAUCACCGAAGGGGCUCCUUUGGGCAUCACGCCGCGAUGGCAGCCUCAUAUAAGAGAAGAAGGGAACCGCCCAGAAAUGGGCCGGUGGUCCCAAGAGACCGGCUCGGACAACGAAGCACUGAACGGGAUGGCCUCGCCCUCCCCUAACCCGCUUCCAAACCCGGACCUGACGUCGGACGUGUACCAGCUCGGCCGCCACCGCGCCAAGCCCUCCAUACUGGAGAACGUGCACGAUACUUACGUGGCCAGCGUGGAAGCUUCCAGACUGCCGCUCGAUAACAGAUACGGGCUAGAAGACGAGCUUAUGUACGGCGUUCUACCGAACGACGGCGAGAAGCAAGUUCCUUACGACCCCAACUAUCCAAUGUCUCCCACGAUGUACCGACUGGCGGGAAACCCUUACGGGUCCAAGACCUACCUCUCAUCAAGAACGUCAGACUACGGCUACAGCCCUACCAAAUACCUAAAUACUGACACCAACGUCUACGGGUCAAGGGACUUCAGGGAUUCGGGGGUAUCUACACGGGAGCACGACGGGUAUCCCCCCAGGGAUUUUAGGGAUUCCGGGAUUGCUACUAUGUUGAAGAACGACUAUCAGAGGAAAAUGGAUAGUCAUUACGGCCAAGACUACAAUGAGAGGAUGUCUGAUGGCUCGGAUAAGCAUCACCCUCACGAUAAAUAUCUGUUCCCGUAUACAGCGGAGGAGGACCACGCGAGCUUGCGCGGCGCCCAGCCCUCGCGUAGUGACCUAGCGCACGCAGGUGAACCUCAACAACAAAUGGGAGCGCCGCUCGCGAGUAUGGGUGAGACUAGCGAGAAAUCUACUACUGAAGACGACGCUGAAACAAGAGUGUGAAAUUAUAGUACAAGAUUUCCAAUGAAUCUCAAUUAGUUAAUUGAUUUUACUGUGUAUAUUAUAUUAUUGUAUUUAAUUUAAGGGUCUAGCGUUAAUUUUCUGCAAGACUGUCUUUUACAUCAGUAAUCCACUGCCAUAGUUUAGAAGUAAAUGCUAUUUAUUUCAACUUGUGUAAUCUAAUUUGUAUAUUGCUUAAAUUUUGGACAUUUUAGUUAACUAUUCACAUUCCUUAGAUUAUGUAGAAAUAAAAAUAUUUUAUGAAAUGACAAAAAUGUAUGUAUAAUAUAUAAGUAUAGCUUGAAUGCUCCUUGCCUAUGGUUUAAUAGCGCCAUCUGUUAGAAGUUUAAUUUAUUAGACUAAAAUGAAUUGAAUGUUGGUGCCUCCGCGCGGUAUCGUGGGAAGUCCCAUUGUGGGUUGUGGUGUGAUUAAAUAGGUAAUUUAUUUUGAAUGUGAGAAAAUGAUAAUUUAUAAUAGUAUUUUUAAUUUACAUUACAAACCAUUGUGGAUGUAUUUUGCAUAAUUGCAUGAUUUCACGUUGGAAUUAGUAUUGCCAUGGACUAAUAUAAUUUAGUAUUGCCAGUGUUAAAUGUUUCAACGACAAAAGCGAUUAAAAUUAACGAUAUUAAAAACUAAGUAGAAAUUGGGACUUUUGUAUAAUGGGACGUCCCGAAUAUAUCGCAACACAACGCUAUUGGGGACACAUUUCUGACUUCUGCGCUGCCGUUAGGAGGUCCUAAGAGGCGUAUUUACCGGGACAAGUGCAAAAUAAAAUUAUACAUUAUGCGUAUUUUAAAUACAUGGUGUUCUUAUUUAGAGAAAGAAAGGAAUGGCAUCCAAAGUCAGUCGAGUUAUGUGUAAAUAGUCAAGUUAUUGAUUAAUUAAGGCAUUAUAAGUUCACUGUAUAAAGAAGUGACUUAAAUUUUUUCAUACUUUAAUCGUCAUAGUGAUAACAUCAAUAGUAAUACAGCGUUGUUCAUUUAUUUAUUAAACUUGUAUUGCUAGAUCGUACAUACUUUCUAUUAAUUAAAACAAUAAAAGUCAUACCAUGGUCUUAAUUACUUUAAUUCUGUUUUCUUCAUUACAGAGUAAGUAAUCAAUUUUUACAGAAAAUAAUAAGAUCACUAUGUCGAUUAAAGACUCAUGUUUAUUUAUUGUAUUUGAGAUAUUACAUACGAGUAGGUAUGCAUGAUAUAGGUAUGAUUCGUUUAUUAUAUUGAAAGCAUUAAUUACAUGAAACUAUUUUUAUAAUAAGAAACCAAAACAUAGAUAAAUUAAAACCUAGUGUUUGUAAUAAACCAAGAAAAUUGACUUGAGGAAUUAAAUAAAGAAGGAAAACAAUUAGGUUACAUUAUGUAGUUUUUAAAAAAUAAGGUUUAAUUUCCGAACUAGGGGUUCCAAGCAAAUAGAAUAGAAAAUCAUAUUGUAUGGGAUAAAGGCUAUAGUGAUUUUCCAGAACAUUUUAUGCUAUGAAAGUUAUCGUUUCACAUGGGAAAGGAAAAUUUUAGAUAGUAGGUAUUUUUAGUCCCAUCGUCACAUCACGAUGGGUUUAUUAGGUAAAAUCGGGACUCUUAACUUGUGUGAAAUACCUACAAUUAUAGAUUUUUUCAAUAGGUUGACGAUGAUCACUAUAGCGUUUGCUCUGGUUGGGGGCUUGGGGGGCGGUUUUAUGUUUGUACAUAAGAGUGUUGUGUGCAUUUUGAGCGUUUUAACGAAGAGUCCACCUAUUUUGUAAAUAAAUAGAUUUUUACACUUUGUAGCUUAAAAGAAAGUAGAUAGUAAGAAAGAAGCUUUAUUUAAGUAUCUCUGUAGGUGACACAUUGCCAUAAUUUUUGUACAUUAUGAGUUUAAUAAUAAGAUAUUCGACUUGGUAAAUUAUACAGACUUACAGCAAAUUGUAGGUUGAAUAAGUGGUCAGAAGUAGGAAAAUCUUAAAACCACCUUUUAAACUACUUUCCCAUUUCAAUAAUGAGUAAAAAUUACACUUACAGUCUAACAAUAAGAUAAUUAUUGUAUAGUAAUGUAAUACUACGAAAAAAUGACAAAUCCAAUUCUGAACUAGGAAUAAUACUGGUUCAAAAAUGUAACCUUGUAAGAUCCUUUUUCCUAAUCAGCAGUAGGUAUCUAAUUUAACGGGUAUAAUACGAAAAUUCCAGGCAUUUUGCUUCAAAUUAUGCUUUAAAUGUAUUAGAAUUUUAUUUGUAAUUCCUUCAGUCUUGUGAUAGGUCAUCUUCAAUUUUUCUUUACAAUCCGUUUUGUGAUAAUAUGCUCAUUUUUGUAGGUACCAAUAUUAAUCUCAAAUACCUAUAAGACAUGUGAAAGAAAGGUGACAUCUGAAUUGUUUGUAUUGAAAUAAAUUAUUUUAUUGCUAAAAUAU